Messenger RNA from Humulus lupulus (European hop), 863 nucleotides. Its product is annotated as mediator of RNA polymerase II transcription subunit 15a-like. Bases 42 to 863 code for a protein of 273 amino acids. The record is from RefSeq and is a predicted model, not a curated record. Gene Ontology annotation, molecular function: transcription coactivator activity; chromatin DNA binding. NCBI's taxonomy places the organism in Eukaryota, Viridiplantae, Streptophyta, Magnoliopsida, Rosales, Cannabaceae. The transcript has 5 exons.
CACAACAGCAAAUUGUGUCACUGAUUCACUCACAGCCGCAGAUGCAGCAACAGUUGGGUUUGCAACAACAGCCAAAUCCACUACAACGUGAAAUGAGGCUUCAACCAUCAGGUCAAAAUGUAAUUGAUCAGCAAAAGCAGUUAUAUCAACCACAGAGACCUCUUCUAGAGACAUCAUCAACAUCUGUCGAUUCAGCUGCAACUGGACAUGCGAGUGGAGUUGAUUGGCAAGAAGAGGUUUACCAGAAGAUCAAAACAAUGAAGGAACUGUACUUACCUGAACUUCAUGAAUUGUAUCAGAAAAUUGCUGGCAAAUUACAGCAGGUAAAAUCUAUGUCUCCUAAGGCAUUGAGUGCUUCUGUCAGGGACAUUGGCUCUGUUGUCAGCAUGGUUGAUAGGUUUGCAGGAUCAGCUCCCGGUAAUGGAUCUAGAGCUGCAGAUGGUGAGGAUUUAGUUGCUAUGACAAACUGUCGUUUACAAGUAAGAAAUUUCAUGAGCCACGACAGAACUAACAGAACAAGGAAAAUGAAGCGUUACACUAGUGCCAUUCCCUUAAAUGUCGUAUCAUCAACCAGUAGUAUUAAUGAUUCGGAAAUAUCAGACCUAGAGUCAACUGCAACAUCUGAAACUUAUACCUGUGAAGUGACUAUGGUGAUCUUGUUGCAUGAAAUUCAUGCUCUUAAAGACGAAAUUAGGGAAAUAAAUCAGCGUCUUAUUGACACUGUUAUUGAUAUUAGUGAGGAAUCAAGUGUUGUAGCAGCUGCUGCUGAAGGAGAUGAAGGGACCAUUGUCAAGUGCUCUUUUAGCGCCGUGGCACUCAGUCACCAUAAUUGCUUAAUAUGGUUUUUUUUUCUGGGUUAUUGA